Messenger RNA from Brassica rapa (field mustard), 1884 nucleotides. RefSeq names its product GDP-L-galactose phosphorylase 1. Gene Ontology annotation, biological process: glucose metabolic process. Gene Ontology annotation, cellular component: cytoplasm. Gene Ontology annotation, molecular function: GDP-D-glucose phosphorylase activity. The record is from RefSeq and is a predicted model, not a curated record. Lineage: Eukaryota; Viridiplantae; Streptophyta; Magnoliopsida; Brassicales; Brassicaceae.
ACUCACACUACCAGCGAAAAAAGAAAGAAACUUUACAUCGAAAGAUCUCUCCUUUCUCGUUGAACUCUCGAGUUUGUAUCCCCUUUCUCCGCCGUAGAUUUCAGCUGUUUUGAGGGUCCCAUUCGUUUUCCGUCAUCUUCUCCGGCGUUCGAUUUUCAGCAAUCACGGCUAUAUACGGCCCAUCUCGAGGCGUUAGCUCUCACGUCAACAUUGUCCGACGCAAGGGUUGUUGUUUAAUCGAGUCUAGUCCUUCGCCGCACGGAGGACGUGGAGCCCUGCCGUCUGAAGGCGGCAGCCCUUCCGAUCUCCUCUUUCUUGCCGGAGGCGGUUCCCAAAAUCAUCUCUUUCCUUCUUCCAUUAGCUUUUAGGUUUUUUUAGUUUCAAUUUGAUUUCGUGUGGGGCAAGUCUUUCUUUUUGCUAUUGGUUCUUGAGAAAUGUUGAAAAUCAAGAGGGUUCCGACCGUAGUGUCUAAUUACCAGAAGGAUGAGGCUUCCGAUGGUUCUGUCGGCGGCUGUGGACGGAACUGCCUCAGAGCUUGUUGUGUUGACAUGGCAAGGCUUCCGUUGUACGUCUGCAAGAAAGUGGAAGACUCCGGAGAGAAAGCUAGAGAGCCUCCGGUGGCUUUUCUCGAGUCCCUUGUCCUCGGCGAGUGGGAGGAUAGGUACCAAAGAGGACUCUUUCGCUACGAUCUCACUGCCUGCGUAACCAAAGUCAUCCCGGGGAAGUAUGGCUUUAUUGCUCAGCUUAACGAGGGCCGUCACCUAAAGAGGCCAACCGAGUUCCGUGUAGAUAAGGUUUUGCAGUCUUUCGAUGGCAACAAAUUCAACUUCACUAAAGUUAGCCAAGAAGAAUUGCUCUUUCAGUUCGAAGCUGGUGAAUAUGAAGAAGCUCAGGUCUUACCCUGCAUGCCUCUUCUCGCUGAGAAUUCUCCCAGUGUUGUUGCCAUCAAUGUUAGUCCCAUCGAGUAUGGGCAUGUGCUGCUGAUUCCUCGUGUUCUCGACUGCUUGCCUCAGAGGAUGGAUCACAAAAGCAUGUUGCUAGCACUUCACAUGGCUUCCGAGGCUAAGAAUCCUUACUUCAGAGUUGGUUACAACAGCCUUGGUGCUUUUGCCACUAUCAACCAUCUUCACUUUCAGGCAUAUUACUUGGCCAUGCCUUUUCCAUUAGAGAAAGCUUCUUCCAAGGAGAUGAUUACUACUGAUAAUGGUGUGAAAGUCUCAGAGCUUCUGAGCUACCCUAUGAGAGGUCUUCUCUUUGAAGGUGGAAACUCUAUGCAAGACCUAUCUGAUACUGUAUCAGAUGCCUGCAUUUACCUCCAGAACAGCAACGUUCCUUUCAACGUUCUCAUCUCUAAUUGUGGAAGGCAGAUCUUCUUGAUGCCACAGUGUUACGCAGAGAAACAGGCUCUAGGUGAAGUAAGCACGGAGGUGUGGGAAGCGCAGGUGAACCCAGCUGUGUGGGAGAUAAGUGGGCACAUGGUGCUCAAGAGGAAAGAGGAUUACGAAGGAGCAACAGAGGAGAAGGCAUGUAUGCUCCUUGCGGAUGCUUCUCUGUCAGAGGAAAGGUUUAGGGAGGUUAACGCUCUCAUCUUUGAAGCCAUAGGUUGUAGUAACCAAGAGGAGGAGCUUGAAUGAACCACAGUUCACCAGCUGAACACUAGUGGUAGUGUUAACCAGAAAUAAGCAAACUCUUCGGUAGUUGCAUGAAACUUCUUGGUGGUUGUUCCCAAGAUUUGCUCUCUUCUUUUGUAAGUUCAUGUUUUGGAUAAAUAUAGUAUGUUCUUCAUGAAAAUGAAAUUCCUCAGCCAUGUUGAAUGUUGAGAAGAAGCUAAGUGGAUUUUAGAUACGGCUCCCCAAUUUAAUAUACAUGAGCUUUUCAUCAUCA